Molecule: messenger RNA, 2026 nt
Organism: Eimeria tenella
Lineage: Eukaryota; Apicomplexa; Conoidasida; Eucoccidiorida; Eimeriidae
Product: zinc finger MYND domain-containing protein, putative
Exons: 4
Source: RefSeq, a predicted model, not a curated record
AUGCCCCGCAAGAAGACAGCAGCAACAACCAACAAGAAAAAUGUAAAAGCGUCGCUUGCUGCAGCAGCAGCAGCAAAUGCUGCUGCUGCAGCAGGAGCAGCAGCAGCGACAGCAGCAGCUGCUGCAACUCAACGCAGCAGCAGCAGCAGCAGCACCUGCAGCACGCAGUCUUUUGCCAGCGGCGAAAAACCGCCCACCGCCGACGAGCUCACCGUCAGCAGCAGCAGCAGCAGCAGCAACAGCAGCAGCAGCAGCAGCAGCAGCAGCAGCAGCGAGAUAGCUCACUUCAAAGCUCUGCUGAAGGGACUAGCAGCAGUAGCAGCAGAACGGCAGCGGCGCAGCAGGAAAGUUGACUCGCAAGAUUUGCUGCUGCACUUUAUGCAGUACAUUUCUUCGCCUGCGAUGGAGGAGCUGCAGCGGCAGCAGCAGCAGCAGCAGCUGCUGCAGCAGCAGCAGCAGCAAACCCCCCACAGCAGCACAGAUGUCUCCGUACUGCAGGGCGCCCAGUGGCACGAAGCCGCGUGGGUCUCUUUGCUGCAGCAAGCCCUGCAGCAGCCUCCAGCAGCAGCAGCUGCAGCUGCUGCUGCUGCUGCUGCUGGGAGUGCCGGGAGCAGCGGUAACAGCGGCGAGUUGUUGCAGCAGCAGCAGCUGGAGGAAGAGCAGCAGCAAGGGUCUGCGAAGCUGCAGCAGCAGCAGCUGCAGCAGCAGCUGCAGCAGCAGCAAGAAAGCAUGAACCACAUAGCUGAAGUUGGAAUUAUGUUUGCAGCGCAGCAGCAGCAAAUGUAUCUGUCGCUGCUGCUGCUGCAGCAGCCAGCUUGGGUUGCUGCAGCAUUUGCUGCUUUGGAGGACCUGCGGCCGCUUGCUGCAGAAGAGAGUCCCGCGUUAGCAGCAGCAGCAGCAGCAGACGCAGCACCAGCAGCACAGCAGCAGCAGCAGCAGGGCCUGGGGGCCUUCGUAGCAGCAACUGAAGCAGAAGCAGCAGCACUUCGCAAAAGAUAUUUUCAAACAGCUUUUGAUCCAGCAGAUGCUGCUGCUCUUGCUGCUGCCAGCAGCAGCAUGGGCUAUCGGGACCGGAAGCAGCAGCGGCGUGUCUGCAGAGGGGUUGCUGCUCUUCAUUUGUUGGUUUCUGUUGCUGCUUCGGAGUUCACAGCUCCUGCUGCUGCUGCACUGUGCUGCAGCAGCAAGCUGCUGCGCGCUGCUGCACCCCUCAUUGCCAUUGCCUGCAGCAAAGGGGGCCUUCUUGCUGUUGCUGUUUUGAGGGCCCUUAUGCAGGUCAUAUCUGCUGCUCCUGCAGCUGCAGCAGCAGCAGCACCUGCAGCAGCAGCGUCAGCACCAGCAGCAGCUGCAGCAGUAGCAGACAAUGAGGGCGCAGUUGCUGCAGCACCAGCAGCAAGCGCGAGUGCAGCAGCAAUCAACGCGAUACCAGAAGACACAGCAGCAGCAGCAGCCGCUGCUGCUGCUGCUGCUGCACCCGGAGGUACCACCCCAGCAGCACCUGCAGCAGCACCUGCAGCAGCAACCGCAGCAGCACAUGCAGCAGCACCUGCAGCAGCGCCUGCAGCAGCGCCUGCAGCUGCACCCGCAGCAGCAGCAGCGGGUGCUGCUGCUGCUGCUGCUGCUGCUCCUUCGUUUCUUUCCGUUUACAAAGAAGCAAUUUUAUCUUUGCUGCACUUGGCUCUUCAAGAACAAGCAACCGACCCUCGAGGAGUUGAUGGGCUUUGUCUUUUUGCUGCUGCUCCUGCUGUGCCGCUCGUGCUGCAGCUGCAGCAGCUGCGCGUGCUGCUGCUGCAGCCGCAGCACAGAGAAGUGCUGCUGCACUACCUCCAAAUGCUGCUCAAGGCCCUCGAGGAUUUCCAACUUCGUUUUCACGCUGAGACAAAUAUGCAGCUGUCUAGAGACGUGGCUGAAGUGCUGGCUGAGCUGCUGCGAGACGAAGAGGGUUUGGCAGUCAUUAAAGAACAAAGGACUCAGUGGUUUCUUCUCUGGACAAAAUGCAAACAGCUCUGGGCGCCUCAGUGGAACCAAG